AUGAUAUUCCAGAUCCGUGCCUGCGUCCUCUUGGCUCUUGCCACCAGCGCUCUCGCUGGCUACACCGGCUACGGCUUUGGCCAUGGCUACGGUCUCGGCUACGGCUACGGCGGCCUUGGAUACGGCUAUGGUCUCGGUUACGCCGGCUACGCUCCUGCUGUGCACACUGUCGCUCACGCUGCUCCAGCCGUCGCCACCGUCGCCCACGCUCCAGUCGCCACCUACGCUGCUGCUCCAGCUGUGACCAGGGUUGCUACCGCCUACCACGCCCCAGCCGUUGCCACCUACGCCGCUGCUCCAGCCGUGACCAGGGUUGCCGCCACCUACGCGGCUGCCCCAGUUGUCGCUGCUGCUCCAGCCGUCACCAGGGUUGCUGCCACCUACCACGCUCCAGCCGUUGCCACCUAUGCUGCUGCUCCGGUGGCCGCCUACCACGCCGCCCCAGCUGUUGCCACUUAUGCCGCUGCUCCAGCCGUGACUAAGGUUGCCACCACCUACCACGCCCCAGCUGUUGCCGCCGUGGCUCACGCUCCAGUCGCCACCUACGCUGCUGCUCCAGCCGUCGCCACCUACGCUGCUGCUCCAGCCGUCGCCACCUACGCUGCUGCCCCAGCUGUUGCCACCACCACCGUCCACCACGCCCCAGCUGUGGCCACUGUUGCCCACGCUGCCCCAGCUGUCGCUGCCUACCACGCCGCUCCAGUCUACAACUACGGUGUCGGAACCCUUGGUUACGGCGUUGGCCACUACGGCUACGGCCAUGGUCUCCUCGGCUACGGCCUGAACUACGGCUAUGGUCUUGGCUCUCCCUACCACUACGGUGCCCUUCUCCGCAAGAAGAAGUGUGAGUACAUCCUUUAG
Messenger RNA from Dermacentor silvarum, 861 nucleotides. Its product is annotated as cuticle protein 16.5-like. Bases 1 to 861 code for a protein of 286 amino acids. The transcript has a single exon. The record is from RefSeq and is a predicted model, not a curated record. NCBI's taxonomy places the organism in Eukaryota, Metazoa, Arthropoda, Arachnida, Ixodida, Ixodidae.